GUUUCCUCCUUCCCGGACCGAACGGACCAGUUCGCCGCCGCUCUCCACACCAUCCAUGGCGACUCGCGCGAGCGGAGCCGGUAACCCUAGCGCUGGCGAGGCUCGCCGAGCGGCAGCGCAUGCGGACCGGAGUCGGAUGAGCUGCAUCCAGGCCCCCAACGCCGCGGAGCGGGUGGCGUAAUCCCGAUGGCCUUCGGGGAGGCGCGGCUCCUCGACGGAGGCCGAGGAACUACUGUGCGCGUUCGUCGGCCGGAUGCCAGUAACAAGGUAUUGGAACUGCGAAUGUUCAGUUUGGCGAAUUGCGAUUUAUCUGACGACGCAUCUGCGUAUUUCCCAUCUGUGGAACAGGAGAAAUCACCUCCUUGCCCAGCUAGAACCGGUGAAAGUUCAUGUUUUCUCUUUCAGAUUGACUAAUCGCAAAAAAAUGGGUUUUUAUGGUUCGUGGAUCAUUCGGAAAGUGAAUGAUAAAAGAUCUUCUGACCUUAAUUUUUCGCUCCAUGCUGAUUAUUGACUAAUCACCGAGAUUUGAUUAUCGUCUGGCAUAUAUACCACAACACUAGAUCAACAUAAAACAAAAGAACCCCUAAAUUGGACGGUUAAAUUUCCUUACCAAUAUGGCCUUAUGACGUAUAGAGUCCGCUAUGUUUAAUCUCAUCUCAGUUGCUUUGAGCGGUCCUAAACUCGGAGCUGCACAUAGAGGUUUGAGAACUACGUAGACACUAGAUCUUCAAGGAUGCCCUCUCUUUAUUUUAAUCCAUUCUGCGUUUGUCUCUCUAGUCUCCAUGGUAGCUGUUCUGCUACUGUUCUAACGGUGAGUUUUGAAUCCACAGCGUGCAUGGUUUUAAUUAGUUCUGAAAUCGAUAUUUUAAUUCAAGUUGAAAUGGCAUGUUUUCGACUUUCUUAUAUGGUAUGCUCGUGAAAACUUCAUUAUGGAAAGGUUAGCUUGGAAUGUGCUAGCUGGCUGGGUUCUGGAGGAAAGUAGCAAGCCAUAGGUGAUAAAUUGUAACCCUCUCUUACUGGGGACUCCAGGUGGCAAUCCAGCUAGCGUACCUGCGUGAGGGAGUGUAUCUUCGCAUGAUGUUCACUCCACCGUUGUCGCUAGUGUACCAGAUUGUAGCUUAAAGGGUAACCGAUGAAAAUUUUUAAAAAAGAUACACAAGAAAGACAAAUUAUAGUGAUCACUACGACCAUCUAUGACAGCUCAUACCAACAAUUUUGAGCCGUCCAGCCAUUUGUUAGUAUUGUUCAGGAUUUUCAAAAGGAGAUGUGUGACAAGAAAGUUGUUCACAGUGACAACUAUAAAACAAGUACUGGGUAGAGAGAUAAGGUCACCAGAACACAUUAGCAACAUGGAGAGCAAGGAAGAGAAGGCUCUGGUUGAGAUCGAUGGCUCUGAUGGCGAGUCAUUCCUCUGUGGUAUAUGCAUGGAAUACAAACCGAUGCAUAGUCGAUCUUACUGCCAAGGUUGCCCCCACUAUUUCUGCUUUAACUGCAUUUUGGAUCAUAUUAGUUAUCGUGUACUGGGGGGUGGUAUCCCUGUUCGCUGCCCUGAGCCAGGGUGUACUAUUGGCGAGCUUACCUAUGGGUUCUGGUACAAGCAUGUCAUGGAAGAUGUACACAAUGCUUGGACAUCUGCAGUGUUAAGGGAUGUUUCAAUAUUAAGGUGUGGAAGUUGUGGGCAAUUUUCGGAAGGUAUGACUAAAGAGGGGAUGGAGGAUGUUGAGGAUGACCGCCUCGAUGCACUGCAGAGGCUGGCUAUUGCAAGAGGCUGGAGGCCAUGCCCUGACUGUAGCAUAUUCAUUGAGUGGACUGGAGGAUGCAGCAUCAUAACUUGUUGGUGCGGGUGUGAAUUCUGCUUUUCUUGCGCAGAAAUGUUUCCACCGAGGGGAAACAUUAUUCUCAAGGAAAAUGAACAGAUGGGGAAAGAUGACAAACUGAUUCAAGAAUCUACGAGAAACAAUGAAGAGGAUCUGAAUUAUUAUCUGACUACACUUGAAGCAAUGAGAAGGCAACAAUUCAGUUUCAAAGCCAAAUUUGAUGCUCUGCACAAUGUUGGUAGGACCAAGGAGAGUACUCCAGCAGGUGACAAUGCUGCAACAUCUUCGCAAGGCCCAGAUGCUAGAAGCAAGGGUGCAUGAUGGAGCAACGGCAACCUUCAACAAAGUUGCCUCAUAUCGGAGAUUUGAGUAUCGAUGUUCUUUUAUGAACUUCUGAGUGGUAUGUCGAUUGUCGUGGAUGUUGUUUUACCAUUAUAUGUUUGGGUUUGCAGUUUGCAAUGAAAUAAUGGGAUUAAAUGCAACAAAGUUUUUGUGGCGCCCGUGCCAAUUAUCCCUUCUGAUGAUGCAUCCAGUAAGCUUACUACAAUCUUUUAUCAACUGAAACACCGUCGUAUCUUUGGCACAUCAAUUUUCCUGUAGAGUCUUCUUGGUGGAGGCUAGCCUUGUGAAAAGUUAUAUCAAUCCAUUGAUCUU
Molecule: messenger RNA, 2471 nt
Organism: Oryza brachyantha (malo sina)
Lineage: Eukaryota; Viridiplantae; Streptophyta; Magnoliopsida; Poales; Poaceae
Exons: 3
Coding region: 1194-2138 (314 amino acids)
Biological process (GO): ubiquitin-dependent protein catabolic process; protein polyubiquitination; positive regulation of proteasomal ubiquitin-dependent protein catabolic process
Cellular component (GO): cytoplasm; ubiquitin ligase complex
Molecular function (GO): ubiquitin protein ligase activity; zinc ion binding; ubiquitin conjugating enzyme binding
Source: RefSeq, a predicted model, not a curated record